Medicago truncatula (barrel medic) is the source of this 1836-nucleotide messenger RNA. RefSeq lists its product as uncharacterized. Gene Ontology annotation, cellular component: nucleus. Gene Ontology annotation, molecular function: protein binding; DNA-binding transcription factor activity. The transcript has 5 exons. The record is from RefSeq and is a predicted model, not a curated record. Lineage: Eukaryota; Viridiplantae; Streptophyta; Magnoliopsida; Fabales; Fabaceae. Gene Ontology annotation, biological process: regulation of flower development. The coding region runs from base 306 to 1568 and encodes 420 amino acids.
CUCUGUUUUUGACACCCUCAUACUCUCCAUCAUCUUAGCUAACUACUCUCUUAACUUCUUUCUCUCUCUUCCCUCCUUAAACCAUUUCACAUUAAUUCUCUCCUUCUAUAUAUCCUUACAUAUUUCUCACUUUCUCUCCUUCCUUCCCUUUUUUAUUUAUCAUGCAUUCUUUUAAGUAGCCAAAUUCUAUCUAGCUUAGGAACACUUGUGUGAAACAUUUCACCAAAUCAAGCAUAUUAUAUUAAUUUAUUUGUACAUAUACCUAAUAUUCAUUUCCUCCAAUCCAUUCAAGAAGAUUCAUCACCAUGUUGCAAGAUGUUAUCCACCCUCCAUCACAUGAUGAUCAACUAUCCAUUGAUGAAAUUUCAAGUCCAAUUAGUGCACAAAUUUUUGAACUUUGUGACCCUAAUUUGUUCCAAGACUCUCUACAACAAAAUUCUGAUGUAACUUCAAGCUCAAAUUGUUGUCAUGAAGAAAACAACAACAAUUCUUCAUAUACCUUAAACAACAUAUCUCAAGCUUUAGAUUUAGACAAUAACAUCAAUAGCAAUAACAAUAGCAAUAGCAAUAGUACUGCAACAACUACUAGCACAACAAGCCCUACCACAAACAACGUUAACAACAUCAACACAACAAAUACCAAUAAUAAUAACAACCUUUCCAUUAUCUUUGAUUCACAAGAAGAUCUUGACAAUGACAUUUCAGCUUCUAUAGAUUUCACAUCAUCACAAUCUUUUCUCGUUCCGCCGCUUCUUCCAUUAACAACUCAUCAAGAACAACAAUUUGAUUUCUCUUCAACACAAACUCAUCAUCUUUCUGGUUUGAAAGGGCUACCACAAUAUCAAACUGAUCCUAUUUCUUCGGCAGCGCCGCUUAUGAGUGCUUCAUUCCCUUCUGUAUUUGAAGAUGAUUGCAUAUCUUCAAUUCCUUCUUAUUCUCCUUCUUGUUCUUAUCUUAGUAAUGGCUUAGGUGUCUAUAUGCCUCAUGGAAAUCUUGCUACUGCUUUAUCUGCUGAUAGUUCUAGCUUAUUUGGUGGAGGGAUUCUAUUAGGUUCUGAAAUGCAGACACAAGAUUUGGAUUAUCAAGGUGAAAAUGGUGGAAUUUAUUGUACAGAUUCUGUUCAACAGGUUUUUAACCCUCAAGAUUUUCAGGCACUUGGUAAUGAGAAUCACAAACUAGUAUCUGGUGCUGGAAGUUGUUCUGCCACUUUGGCACCAGAAAUUUCACACUUGGAGGACUCUAGUUUGAAAGUUGGAAAACUUUCUGUUGAGCAAAGGAAAGAGAAGAUUCAUAGAUAUAUGAAGAAGAGAAAUGAAAGAAAUUUCAGCAAGAAAAUCAAGUAUGCUUGUCGAAAAACUUUAGCGGAUAGCCGGCCGCGAGUUAGAGGAAGGUUUGCAAAGAAUGAUGAUUUUGGAGAGAAUCAUAGGCCAGGUAGGAGCAACCAUGAAGAUGAUGAUGAAAUAGCUGUUAAAGAAGAAGAUGAUAUGGUUGAUUCCUCAGAUAUCUUUGCACAUAUCAGUGGACUUAACUCCUUCAAAUGCAACUAUUCCAUCCACUCAUUGAUUUGAAUUAAUUAAUUAAUAUAGUUUGACUAGUAUAUGUAUAUCUAUAAUAUAAUAUAAUAUAUAUUUAGCUUGUGUAGAUUUUUGUAGGGCCCUUUACCAUCUUCAGGGCUUGAUGGCAUAAGGAAAGUGAAUAAUUGGGGUCCAAAAUAUUAUAUAUCAAUAAGUGAGUUAGGAACACACAGAAACUAGAAAAUGUAUACAUUUUUGCAGAUAUUGUCUUUUUCUAUGUUGUUGUAACUAUGAACUAGUUGUAUUUACCACAUGAAAAAAA